Solanum dulcamara is the source of this 1220-nucleotide messenger RNA. RefSeq lists its product as uncharacterized. The record is from RefSeq and is a predicted model, not a curated record. The transcript is spliced from 5 exons. The coding region runs from base 360 to 908 and encodes 182 amino acids. NCBI's taxonomy places the organism in Eukaryota, Viridiplantae, Streptophyta, Magnoliopsida, Solanales, Solanaceae.
GAAUUUUUUUCCUUCCGGAACCUUCUUGAAGCUUUAUUCUUUCUUCCGUAGAAACCAAUGGAAGCUUUCUCCCUUUUUCCACCUCAGAGAUAUUUCUAUCUAUCCAUGUGGCUGCUGAUUCUUUUGACAAGCAAAGUUCCAUCCGACCCCACUUCAUCAUCGACUUUACAAAUUAUUCUUUAUAUAAAUGUUUUCCUUUGACACCCUCUUCAUGUCACAUUUUCUUGAUUUUGGGAUUUGAAAAAGUGGAAAAAAUCUUUUAAAAGGGUUUAUUAAAGUUUUGAUUUUUUUUUGAAAAAAUAUUGAAAUUCGAGGAUACCCUUUUGCUAAUUUGUUAUUAUUUUGGGGGGAAUUUGGUGAUGGAGAUGGAGUUUAAAGAAAGGUUGCCUCCAUAUUAUAGUGUUCUUGGUGUUAAUGUAGAUUCUUCUGAUGAAGAAAUUAGACGUGCUUAUAGAAAGCUAGCAAUGCAAUGGCACCCUGAUAAAUGGACUAGGACACCAUCAUUGUUAGGUGAAGCUAAGAGGAAGUUUCAGCAAAUUCAAGAAGCAUAUUCAGUGUUGUCGGAUCAAAAGAAGAGAAUGAUGUAUGAUGCUGGCAUGUAUGACCCUGAAGAAGAUGAAGAUGAGGAAUUUUCUGAUUUUCUACAAGAAAUGGUAUCUUUAAUGGAUGAUGCAAGGAAAGAGGAGAAAAGUUACAGUAUGGAGGAGUUGCAAAGCAUGUUUUGGGAGAUGGCUCAAGGCUCCAAUACUUGUAAUUGGUCUACCUUCUCUCAACAACAAAACUUUGAUUCUCCACAAUGGUUUUGUACUAGUUCUAUGGCUUAUGAUGACUCUAGAGAACUCCCAAGGACAGCUCAGUUCGCAGACAGAAAUCCCCUGUUCGGUUUCACAACCAUGGAGAUGUACUGAGCUAACCGUUUCUGCUGAUAAUAAAUAAAGCUUCUGCUGAUAAUAAAUAAAGCUUCUUCAUGAAAGUACUUCAGCAAAGACAAAUUGAUGCAAAGGUUGCUGGAACCAGUUGAGUGUAGCAAUGUCCAAAGGAGAUGCUGGGAAUUUCGUAAUGACGCCAGAAAUGGAAGGCACAAGGCAUUUUUUGAUUUUAUCUUCAACAAGAAAAUGUUUUUUCUGUAAAUAUUAGUGGAAUGAAACAUUUUGUAGUUACUUGUGGUGUCACUUUGUAUUGAGAUUGUGGAAUGAAAUAUCUUGAUUGUGUUUACAUUA